This is a messenger RNA of Paramecium sonneborni, 1958 nucleotides long. Lineage: Eukaryota; Ciliophora; Oligohymenophorea; Peniculida; Parameciidae. The record is from the annotation of a GenBank genome assembly.
AUGAUGAGCGAAAAAGAUUACAAAUAGCAUAUAUAUAGUAACAAUGUCAGUCACCAUUUUUCCUAAUUGAUUGAGAAAAACAUCUCAAGCAAUCUUGUAGAAAUCUAAUUGAAAUGCUAAUUAAGUAGUGUACCAGUAUCCAUUCCUGUAAGGCAUAAUUCCAUCUAAUAUAUUGCAUGUCUCUUUGAUUUAGAUUGUUGGAUUGAAUACUAUAUGACAAAUAACAGAGAUGGACAGUAUUUCAAUAAUGAUUAUUUUUAAGUGGAUUCUCAUGUCCAGGAUGCAAGAAAUUUCAAACUUACGAAGACUAUGGAAUUGAUCAUACUCUUUUGCAUGUACUAGAGUCAUUUAAACUCUUAUAAAAAAAAUAUAAUUAGGUUAGGUUUGAUAAAGAAAUAUUAUUCUAAUCUACUUAACCAACAAAUCCAGGUUAUUUUGCUUAGAAUAAGAUUCCUAAAAACUCAUAACAAAUUGCCACUAAGUAUUUACUUCCAGGUAUCUCACCUAUAUUUGGAAUUUAAAGAAGGCUUGAAGGAAAUAGUUAAUUGAAUGAUAUAUAAAAAAAUAUAUCAAACGAAAUGUCUUAUACAAGUGUUAAGCUUUAACAAUUUACAAACAAUAAAAUAUAUUAAUGUGCAAAAAAAAAUAAUUAAAAAGUUAAUGAAUUGUAAGCAAAAUUAAAGGAAAAAGCAAAAUAAAUAUAAUAAAUUUUCAAGAAUGCUAUGAAGUUGACUGCUUUAACUUAAAAUAAAUUGACAAACGAUUUUAUAUUUGCACUUAAGAAAAAAACAAAACUUGGGGUAAAUGAAUCAAUAGUAAUUAUUUAUUCAUAAAACUAGCUUAUAGUUUAUUUUGUUAGUUAUGGAGUUUGGCAUGAAUUUCCACUAAUUUUUAAAGGAAGACCUUAUAUAUAAAAAGAAUAAGCUUUAUAUAUAAAAGGAGAGAAUAAUAACGAGAAGUUUAUUUAUAUAAUUGGAGGAAAAACUCAAGAAAGAUUUGUUCAAAGUAAUUAAGUUGUUCGUAUUAAAUUUCCUAAUGAUCCUCUUUAAGAUGGAACCUCUGCAGUAAUGGAGGAAUUACCUUCUCUACCUUAAGACGGAUACAAUUUUAUGGGAACUUAUUACAACGGGUAAUUUUAUUAUUUUUAUUAUUGUAGAAAUAUUUAUGUAUUUUAUGGUUAAAGAUAGAUAAAAAAUAAAGAUUAAUAAAUAAAAGAUGAAUUAUUAGAUAAAGCUUAUGUAAUGAGAUAAUAAAGGCCUUGGGAAAUAUUGAUGUCUAAUUUAAUUCCAAGAUUUGAUGGCAGUUUUUUUAUUUAACAUCAUGAAUAAUUCUCAAAAUUAAUGAUUAUUUUUGGAGGUGUUCAGCAUGAUCCUGAUGGUCUAAUUUAAUUUAGAUGUACAUAAUAAAAUAAAGGUUAAAUUUUUAUAUGCAAAGAUGAAAAAUUUUUCGGAAAUUAAAAAAUGGAUUUUUAGAUAAAUUUUUCACUACAACCAGAAGAUGCUUAUCAAAAAAAUGUUUUAUGUUCACCAGUUUUUUCUGCUCCUCUUUAUGGUUAGAAUCAAUUAAUCUUAUCUGGAGAAUAUCUUAAAUUUUAACAUAUAAUGAAAAGAGAAAUUUAUACUUUUGAUUGGGCAAAUGGAGUAUUAACAAAGAAUGAAAUAUUUUCAUUAGAACCACCUGAAUAUUUUCUAAUUCCAACAAAAAGGGAAAGACAUUAUGAAUAUUUCACACCAGUCUAAGAUAUGGAAGGAGCUGUAAAUUUUGGAAAUUUCUUUGUUAUUCAUUAAUAUGAGGCUACUCAAGGGAAAGUGAUAUUAUAACUAUUGAGAAUCAAUUUAACAAAUGGAUUAUGUAAAUAAUAAUUUUAUUUAUUUUUAGUUUUCACUACCCCUUAUAUGGAUCAUUCAGCUUCUUUGUAAUUAGCAAUCCAAAAAAAGAAAUAAUUGCCAAUAUCAUGA